Molecule: messenger RNA, 1569 nt
Organism: Aspergillus lentulus
Lineage: Eukaryota; Fungi; Ascomycota; Eurotiomycetes; Eurotiales; Aspergillaceae
Biological process (GO): RNA 3'-end processing; polyadenylation-dependent ncRNA catabolic process
Cellular component (GO): nucleolus; TRAMP complex
Molecular function (GO): poly(A) RNA polymerase activity; mRNA binding
Source: RefSeq, a predicted model, not a curated record
AUGCGCUUGGGUUCCGCUCUUCGUCUCUCCUCUCCUCCAAUUCUCUUCUCAGCAGCACCUUUCCGUCGACAGGUACAUGCUUCCGGCGUCAGAUCAAUUGAUCCUGCCAUCUUUAGAAAUAGCCUUGAAAAGACUCUCGAGGCUCACCGGUCCUCCAAUCGAGCCAGUCUGGUCCGCAAGGUGAUCAACGACACCUGUCCGGCUGGAACAUCCCCUCCGAUUAUACCGCUUGAGAAUCAUGCUGGUUAUGAUCAGUCAUCUGAAAAGGUCUCCUCUGUGUCAAGUGCAGAGUCACAGUCCCUGCGGUCUCUUGCGCCUGCGAGGCGAGCGCAGAGGAGGGCCCGUUCGUCGAGCCAAGUAGCCGCCCCGCAGCCCCAGACUGCAAAAUACCCACAGCUGCAGUGGCAUGCAGAUGAAACCAAGGGCCGGCCGGAACAAAGUCCUUGGCUGAAGUACUUGACUACCAAUUGCAAGGCACCCGAUGCCGUUUCGCGUCUCGACGCGGAGAUCCGCGCUCUUGAGGUCUACAUGACACCGACCCCGUCGGAGCAGAGUGAGAUAGAUCGGCUGGUUGCAGAUGUGGGUAGGUUGCUGGCGGGAAUUAUCCCCAGCCCGCCCCAGGUGACCGGCUCAUGGCGGACGCGAUUCGCUCUGAGCCACUCGGGUCUCGAUUUCGUCUUACCCGUCCCGGAUUCAGACCGAUCCACCCGUGACGUUCGCAAGCCGAGUGCCACACGGCCCAAGGUGCUCCAGACUUACAAAAAGCUCCUACAUGAAGUUGGACAUGCGCUUCAGCAGUCCCCCUCGUUCGCGGGGCGAGUCCGUGUCAUAGGCAACCGUUUCCCGGUCCUCUCAGCCAUCCAUCGCCCCACGGGCCGUCUGCUGCAGUUCCACUGCGGCGAAGGGCUACCGGCCUCUGUCGAAUACAUCAUGGACUACCAGGCCGAGUAUCCCUCGACCCGACCGCUCUACGUGACCGCUCGCCUGAUCCUCGAGGCGCGGGGCAGGUAUGGCCGCCCUCAGUUGUCCAUUGAAUCCGACGCCCUCGUAAUGCUUCUCGUGGCCUUCCUUAAAAUGAACCACGGGCGUUUCCAGCGGCCCGACUGCCUCGGCGAGCAGCUGAUCGCGUUUCUGCGCGCCUACGGCAGCGAUGUUGACCUGACCACCACCGGUGUCUCCGUCGAUCCCCCCAGUUGGUUCAAUGCCAGUACAGUCAAACGCGCCAGCGCCCUGUACGCGCCCGACGAUCUACCCGCGCAUCUGCGCGGCCAGCGGUCUCUCAUCAGUCUCAAGAGAACGGCGGCCGCCAGACGCAAUCUGCCUGCCGCCAGCCGGCUGUGCGUGCAGGACCCCACCAAUUACAUGAACGAUCUGGGCCGCAGCUGCGUGCGUACGUCGGAACUCCAGCACGCGUUCUCGCUUGCUCAUGACCGUCUCGGCGCAAGUCUCAAGCACUGGGAUGAUAGUGAACAGGCCGCGAACGUUAGUAUCCUGACUCGGGCCCUGCAAGCAAACUUUCAUGAUUUUGAAAACCUCCGCGCCAAAUCGCUUAAGCUCAAUGCGACCUAG